GGGCGGCUCGGCGCGAUCGCGCCCCCGGCACUUCCUGAGCGACUCCCGGCUCCUGCUCUGCAGCUGCCACCUGCAGACUCCACGCCUCCCCUCCAGAGGAAGAAGCCGUCAUCUACACUGGCUGUCUUCUCCACUCCGUCGUCUCUCUCUGCCAGCCGCCACCCCUACCCCUUCUAUUGUGUUGUCCUUGCAGUUUAGCCCCCUUCCUGCGUCGAAGCCUCAUCUCACUUGUAGCAAGGGGACUUGCUUGAGUUACAAUGGAGCUGUACGGAAAGAUGGCCUCUACCCAAGAUGCCAGAUAUGGCCAGAAAGACUCCUCUGAUCAGAAUUUCGACUACAUGUUCAAAUUGCUCAUCAUUGGCAACAGCAGUGUGGGGAAAACAUCUUUUCUGUUCCGUUAUGCGGAUGACUCCUUUACAUCUGCAUUUGUCAGCACAGUUGGCAUCGAUUUUAAAGUAAAAACUGUAUUCAAAAAUGAAAAGAGAAUCAAACUUCAGAUUUGGGAUACAGCAGGCCAGGAAAGAUACAGGACUAUCACCACAGCCUAUUAUCGUGGGGCCAUGGGCUUUAUUUUAAUGUACGACAUCACAAAUGAAGAAUCCUUCAAUGCAGUACAAGACUGGUCAACUCAAAUCAAAACAUACUCUUGGGAUAAUGCCCAGGUUAUUCUGGUUGGAAACAAGUGUGACAUGGAAGAUGAGCGUGUCAUCUCAACCGAGAGAGGCCAGCGUUUAGGAGAACAGCUUGGGUUUGAGUUUUUUGAAGCAAGUGCCAAGGAUAACAUUAAUGUCAAGCAGACCUUUGAGCGCCUUGUGGAUAUCAUCUGUGACAAAAUGUCAGAGAGCUUGGAGACAGACCCGGCCGUCACUGCCGCAAAGCAGAACACGAGACUCAAGGAAACCCCUCCUCCACCGCAGUCCACCUGUGGCUGUUAAUGUCCCCCUCCCCUCCACACACACAUAGGCAGCUCCAAGGGGCUCCAGUUGCCAACAAACAGCGUUUAUAAAUGGUCUGUUAGCCUUCAUUUAUACUGCCUAAUAAUUAUUUGAAGGAAGUCUUUGAUGUCAAUGGCCCGUACAUGCAUUCAAAUCUUGGGAGGUUUCCUGUGUUAAUAUGUGGCAAAUAUGUGAUCUUAAAUUUGUAAGGACUAUUCAUCUAUAAACAUCUGGUACUUGCAUGUGACUUGUUAUUUAUUUGUCUUCUAGGCGCUCUUUAUUUAUAUAUUUCUUUUUCAAAUUUCUUCACAGUUAAGCUACUGCUGGGGCAUCACACUGUAAUUUCACUACAGCUAACUUUUGUGCCAUGGAUUCAAAUUAUGUUCUUCAGUUGUCGAGAUGGAUGCAAAGGAAUUGCUUGUGUAUACAACAAAGAGAGAAUAUGGAAAAUGCCAGGAUAUUUCAUUUUCUUUACUCUUAACUGAAAAUCACAUGAAAAUUUUGCUCUUGAUUAGUGACGCUCUCAUGGGUUUAGUCAGUUUUCCUUGAGGAAAUCUAUUUUUCACUGUAACUAAUAACCAAGGAGACCACUGACUAUAAAGAAAUGGAAAUGUUGUCUUUGAAUAUAAUAAUUGAUUAGAACUAGAUGGAAACAGUACUUAGUUCACAUUUUAAAUAAGCAAAUACCCUACCCCCAAGACCACUCUUUCUCCUGAUUGUACCCAAUUCUUGAAAUAUCUGAGAGCAUUGAACAGACUGAGAUGUAGCUACUGAAUGCCAGUUAUGCAACAAGCACUUUAACCAAGAAUAUAACUGACGGAUCCCAAGGCCUGAACUCCCCUUUUUCUUAAUGACUUGCUACCCCCAUAUAAUGCACACAGCACCAUUGCCAUCACUUUCUGAAACCAUUCACCAACUCUUGGAGUAAAAGUUAGGUUGAAAAGCAUGAGAGCUCCUCUUCCCAUAGUAUUUAGACUUACUUCCCCAGCCAUUGACUUCUGCUCCAAUUCCAGCUAAGUUCUGCUUAAUUAGGAGAUAUUCAAAUACUAGCUCAGUGAGUCCUAAGUUAAAGAAAAGACAAUUUUCAUCUUUAAUAUUUUUCAACUGAGAUGUUCAUAGUUCUUUAAAAAUAUUCCCACUUAGGUAUGUCUCUAAACAUGUUUAAGUUACACAGAAAGCACUUUGUAGCUGAGAGUGAAAGAAACAUUGAGAAUCCACAGCAAUUUCAGAAAGAGAGGUAACCAUUUAAACAUUAUCUCAGACUUCCUGAAGACUAUAUGAAUAGCGAGUAAGCAACCAAUCCUACCAGUUUUGCUAAACACUAGAGGGAAACUUGGAGUUGGUGUCACCACUGUGUAGUACUAUUCAUGGGUAGGAUUUUGAGAAACAUCAAGCACAAAUGUUUGGCACGUAAGAAAGGACACUCCUAUUAGAUGGACAUUCCCCUUUGUGGUGGUUGUGUUGAAGAUUUUUUUCCUCUUUUCAAAAAUAGAGAAAGUUCUUGUGAAAGUAUUGGGUACAAGUUUAUUGAGCAAGGAUAUUGAAAGGAAAAUAUUCAUACAUAUAAGAAUGUCUCUGGAGAGUAAAUCCCUACAAGUCAGGGAAUUAAGUCACACAUAGUGUUAGCGCAAAGAUGAAAUUGGAAGAGAGAGAACUUGGGAGGUUUUUAGCAUAUUCAUGUAAUUUCUCACCUUCUUAGUUUAAGAUCUGCUAAUUGAUGGUAAAUUUACACUUUGGCGCCCUAUGAGACAAGUCUUAGCUUAGUAAAGAUAAGAAAGCAUUAAUGUUUUAUGAGGUUUUGAUAUGGCAACUAGCUUCAAAAUCACAGAAAUUCAAGAGAAAGGAAAGAAGUGGGGAGGGGACUCACAAAAACAGGUCUGUGAUAGUAGCCUGUUUGCAUGACAUUGUCAUAAUCUAAAACCUGGGCCAGAAUGUAGCCAUGUUAAAUGGCAAAGCUAAAGUUCACUUUCACAGUCUAACAUGGAGCAGUAACCUCAGAAAAUCCUUCCCAUCCUCCAUCACUGUCCCCAUCUCACACGUGCAUAUAGAUCAGAAUGCUAACUGGGAUAUUUCAGAUGGUAUUUGCAGAAGGACCUUAAUAUGUGUAUUGUUGGCAAGAAAAAAAUGAGACAGAGUAUAAAAGUGAAAGGAAAGAGCUGGUUUUCGCUCUCUUGAAAACCCCUCCCUAUUGAAAUUAAGUGGCUUUUAGAGCACGGGGUCUUAGCCAAAUGCCCACUUACACAGUGUCAAGCAUCCCAAAGUUGAACCACCGUAUGCCAGUCAGGAAAGAAUGAUGAAGCAAUAGCCUGCCUACAUUGCCAAGGAAUAUUUAAGACUUCUUAUUUUCCUAGCCCCAAUACAAGUGGAGUAUUCCUAAAUUGAUUAUCAGGUCUGAAACUCUCACCUUGCGUGAAUUUCAUUCUGAAUACUUCCAGAUGGUUGUCACAGAGCUCAAGAGAAGGAACACCUAUGUUUCUGUUGCAAAGUACAUGGAAGGAGAGACUAUUCUGUAGUCCUCAUCUCUUCAAGGGAACCUGGUUUUACUCAAAUAUGGGAAAUGAAGGAACCAGCCUGGGGUUAACUGAGUAUGCUUCUUCAAGCUAUGUUACUUAUAAUUUACAGCACUAUGAUUUCAAGCUUUUUCAACCUCUUGGCCACUACACACACACACACACACACAUAAACACACACUGCACCUCCAUCUACCAACAGCCUAAAUAUCCACAGGUCAUUUUUACCAAUGGUCUAGCAAAUAUAUGUAAAAAAAAACAAGACAUAGUAAAAAAUGUAUAAUUAUGUUGAUUUGUAAUUCUUAGACACCAUCUCUAGUUGUCGUUGAUGCAAUUAAACUAGUGUGCCAAAUAUGAAUUUCUCUUCCUCUGCUACUCAUCACCAGGCCAGUUUCCCCCCUCCAAAUACUUUCAGGAGUGAAUCUCUGAGUGUUCCAUGCAGGUGCGUCCAAGGGCUUUGGUGCUGGUGCAUUCCUUUAUUUUCCCAAUGCAAUUGAAAAAAUUGGACUGAAAAUUAUUUCUUCUCAAUAGCUGUCCUCAGAAUGAAUCAGCUUUUCAGCUUUUUGGUAUGUGAAUGGAUAUAGAAGGUGCAUGAAGUGUCGUAAGUCCUAAGAUGUGCAGUUUAAACAUUAAUAUCCCAUCUAUAGGCUCAUAAGAAGAAUUGCAUCAGGACAAUGAAUCAGUUCAUUGCUCUUGCCAUCUAAUGAACAGCUUCUACUGCCUUGAUGAAAUUCUCAUGACUAUGAGAACUGGGAGGUUCUUACAACUUUCCAGAGUUGCUUGAAGUCAGUAUCCUUUUGCUGCCCAGUAAGUAAGUGCUAAAAUUUUUAUUUGGGGAGGGAACCAUAAUGAUGCCUUGGUUGUAGAAAAGCUAAAACAUUGAGAUGAUAAAUGUGAAAUCAUAAAUUCCACAUAAGUAAAACUCAAAUUAUAAAGGACAUCGAUAUACUCAAUAAACAAAAUAUUUUACCUGCUGAACUCUCAACCCACAUGAAUUACAAACCUUUUGUUUUAAGCACAUUGAUUAUUUUUCAGAAAUCUAUUCUAAUUUUAACUACAAUUAUGCUAACAAUAGACUUGUGGGUAUACGGUAUUCUUUUUUAAAAUUAAAAUACAUUAUUUUGUUAACUAAACUCCCAUAAGGUAGCAUUAAUUUUGGACUGUGCUAAUCCAUAAUGAGUGGUCCAUGUGACGUGUCCUAACCAGCAGGCAUCCUUUCAGUUAGCCACAUGGCAUCUGUGAGACUAUUAAACAAAUAUGCACACUCCACCAGCUAUAAAAAGAUGAGGUAGCAGCUGCAUGUGAAAAACUGUGUUCCAAAAACCUCUUAAGCCAAAAAGUUACUCAGUGUUUGUUAAUAACCUUCAUAGUAUUAUCAAAUACGCAGUUUUGGUGCAGCCUGCAUGCAAGCUGGCCUGUCUGAUUCAAGAACCCUUUCUUUCUAAAACAGUUGCAUGUUUGGACCCUGAAACUUCCUUAGCAGGCACACUCGCCCAGCAACUCUGUGGCCUUUCUAAUCACUCCCUAGAAAACGCAGUCUCCGCAGCUAUGCUGGUUGGUGAAUAUUCCCUACACUGGUUUGCUCACAAAACGGAGUCUGAUGUACUAAACCUCUUGGUGUUAAGGUCAACUUCUUCGGAAUUCUUUAUAUUUUAGGUGAAUUUUUGACAAAUUUUUAUUUUUAAAGACAUAAAUCUGUUUUAUACCCUAUAAUUAGUUUGGACAAAUUGGGUAAAAGAGAAAUCUAUAGCCAGAAGAAAAGCAAAAACUGAAGCAUCUUUACUCAUACACUGACUGUAAAGGGCUCCAGGUUCUAGUCACAGUCACACAGUAGGCCCUACGUCAGCCACAACAGGUGUCAGGGGAAAGAUUUAUCUAAAAUGUAUCUACCUAUUGUUAUUGGGAUUUCAUAAAUAAAUAUAUUUUUCUUAAAAACAUUUAUAAAAUGCAUGGUACUGCAGUCAAAUAAUAUUUCCCUUUGGUAGAUUGAAGUAAAUACUUACUCUUGAGCAACGCACAUAGUCCUGCCCCUUCUGACACACACUCGCAAACACUGAUACUUUUUUGUAGGUUGGAGGAAAUUUUAUUAAUGGGGGGCUUUCUUGGUUCUUGGGAAAAGGAGCUUUUGCUAUGUGCCAGCUAUAACUCACAUCUUGUUUUUAAAGGCCCAUAAAAUAGGUUCUUCACGCUGAUUUGAUUGGAUUAGUCUAUGUGUCUGUUCACAUAAUUAAUUCCCAUUAAAAGAGAGGAUGGGGGAAAAUGCAGUUUGCAAACAUUCUAGAAAACAUAAGUGAAUUAUUACAAAACCUCAAUCCUAGCUCAAGUGCUUAGAUCAGACCAUCUAUCCAGUGGACCUUCAGGCCUUCCUAUUUGCUUUUCUCCAUUCUGCCUUCUAAUUUUGCAUCAUUUAAGACUUUUAAAACACUAUCCUCAUAGAAAAACAGGAUCAGGAGAAGGGCAUGAGACUCAAGUUUUACCAUUUAUCUCCCAUCAGCAACUAUCACUGGUGCAGUUUCAACCAGUUAUUACUUACUGAGAUGAGGUUGGGGGUUACCUGUGUAAUUCAUUCACCUGUAUUCAUACUUUCCUUCAUCAUGGACAAUGAAGAGUUGGCACUGACUUUAAUUCUUAAUGGAAGUAUUUCUGUAUUCAUGUUGUUUGGGCUGGGGAUGACUUAGGUUCAUGAAUGCUGUUCUUGCAGACACAGAUGGUACACCUGGCCUUUCAGGGAUGUGAGCAUGACCUGUAUCUGUCUAGUGGUUCCAUACUCCUUGUAAACAUGAAGUCUGGGGGGUCAUCAUUUGCUUUAGACGUAUGAUGGUUUUCCAUGCAUUGUUUCCUCAUCCCUAGGUUACGUGCCGAAUGCACUGUCCUGUAAUUCCUGUUAAUAUAUUGUUAAUGUCAGACGUGAUGUGAUACCGUUGGACUGUCCAGUUGUACAACUAUUUAAUGGUAUUUGUAGAACUGAAAUGUCUUAAAUGUUGCAUGAAAUAUGUUAUAAAAAUAUAUUUGUUUUCUAUUUUUCAACACCUCAGAAUUGAGGGUUCAUGGGCCAAUAAGUGCAAUAUUUAAUGACUUACUCAGUGUAUAUAAACUAGUGUGAAAGAGUGAAUUAUAAUGAAUGUGCAAGAUGCUUUGAUGGCUGUAUGACUUAUUCAAAUAAUUUCUUGUAGCAGUAUUUGUCUAGUGGUGCAAUUUAUACAGUAAAUAUCUUAUUGGUGUCAUGUGAAAUUCCUCUGUGCCUACUUCAAAGUACUUUUUCCUACAAGACCAAAUGUUUAGUAUCUGCAAAUACAUGUCAAUUUUACCUUUUAGGAUUAUGGAUUUUAUUUUCAAAACAAGGUGACUGUUGUCUUGUUUUAUAAAAGCAUUCCCUGCUACAAUUUGGAAUUUUCCUUAGGCGUCUUAUGUGAUUGUACAUUUUACUUCCAAGGAACUAAUAUGGGGGCCUAAGGGAAAAAAUGUGAAUAAAAAAAGCCACUUGUUUUAUUCUCAAAAAAAUUGAUCACACAUUCUGUAUACUAAAAAUCUUCACUCUUGUAUUUAUAUGUAAAUUUUAUUGUUACUCAACCUUGUCUUUUAUUUGGAAAUUUAACAUUGCCAACCCUGGGAACCCUAAAAUAUCAGUGUCUUUUGUGGUUCAGGCUUACAUUAUAUUCACUUUCAAUUCUCAACUGUCCACACUGGUGAUGUAGAAGAAACAAAAGUCAGAGUCCUUAAAUCACUUUGAAAUGGCAUCAUAAACUCAUCCAUUCAUCCUCCAACCCCCUUGGUUCACCCCACCAUUACUGGCCUGGAACUUCACUGAGAUGCAAAAUCAAAACUUCGGGCCUAGUUGCUGGCUUGUCAAAAGCUACAGGUGUUUAUGACGUUUGAGGGAAGUCAACCACCUUAAAUGCCUUUUUGACAUUUCAGUUUUUAAGGUAAAGCCUCAUUUUAACAUGAUUUGCCUUUUUGUUUUGUUAGCAGAGUAAGCCAUGACACCUUUAGGAAGAAAAAUAAGUUCAAACUUAUUCACUGAAAAUGAUGGAGGGCAGUGGUCAUCUGCCCAUCACAUAAAGCCUUCAGUUCUUUCUAUAGCAUUUGGCCAGAAAUUGACAUGUGAGGGUGUGCCAAUCAUAUUAAAUGGCACUGGGCUAUGUGGGCAAUUUGUGACCCAUACUGAACUGUGAUAGACUGAAACUUGUACUAUGCUCUCAAAACCCACUGAAGAAGUCAAUGGAGGUGGGUAACAUAGAGAUUAGUGAUGACUUUGUGCCAAAUUUUUUAAAAAGAAAAAUUGAAGCAAGUGGCUAAUAUGAGAAGGAUAAUUGAAGAGAAUGGUUAAAUGUCUAGUUAGUUGUCACAUAGUUACUGGACACCAAGCGCUCAGUCCUGUGGGACUCAAACAUGGAAGUGUGGUGCCUACUCCUAAGGGGAAUGAGGAAGAAAUGCCAGAUGGAAUCUGAAUACUAAGUUAUGUUGGGAUGUAGGAGCACAGAGAAUGGGUGACCUGCCCUGAUGAAGGUCAGACAUGACCUUGUACCAUGCAAGUCAGUGGGCAAGGCCACAGCAUGCUCCCUGUGAAUGGAAGAGGGCCAGCGCUGGCAUCUCCAUAUGAUUGCUUUCCUCAAAACAGCCAAGCUGGGCCUCAGACACCUCUCUAAUUACUCUCAUUUAGCUCCCCACGUUUUGGUUUCCAUGAGGAAGACAAGCUGCUGCAUCAGCAUAUUUCUCCAUGCAUAGCAGCCUCACUCAGUCACAAAAUGCAAAUUUCACUAAAGCCGCAUUAGGGCGGUUACUGUAGACAUUGACCACUGCACUAAGCCACAAGAUGUUGUCUGAUCUCGUGUCACCAAGGCAGAUGUGUACCCAGAGAUGCUCUGUAGCUCCCUGUUUCCACAAAGGGCACUGGGACACGAAUACACAGAAGAAGACUUCCCUCUGUACCUGGCACUUUUAUCUCUUUCUCAGUGGAGCUCUUCUUUCGAAAAUACUGAAAACAGCUUACUGCUUUCGUAUAGUGAUUGAUUGUGACAUUUAGUUGAAAACUGAUGCAUAGCAAAUUUGUGACUCUUCAUGUGUCCACAGGAGCUCUUGUCCGGGUUUAAAGCUAUGAAAUGUAUUCACAUUGUGAAGUUUUAAUUAUCUUUAUUGAAACUAAUUGUGUAAAAAUGUUAUGUGCUCUAUUAGGUAUUCAGUUUGUAUGUGAAUUCUGUAUGGAAAGUGGUUUCUUGUUCUUUGACUUUAUCUUGUUUUAUUUUUUGAAAAUUACAAUAAAUAUCUAAGAGGCUAUAUUCCUGAA
This is a messenger RNA of Oryctolagus cuniculus (rabbit), 8729 nucleotides long. It is a transcript of the gene RAB3C, whose product is annotated as RAB3C, member RAS oncogene family. Lineage: Eukaryota; Metazoa; Chordata; Mammalia; Lagomorpha; Leporidae. The record is from RefSeq and is a predicted model, not a curated record. Gene Ontology annotation, molecular function: GTP binding; GTPase activity.